AUGUGUGUUCAAGUCAACGCAAAGGCGCCAGACAAAACCUGUUCCUCUGACUGCGAACAAAUUUUCCGGACCACCCAACAUCUUCCUCGCCUGUUCCUGAAGCAAACGCUUCCUUGUCGAGGACCGCAGAGUCCUCCUGCAAAGUCUGGCGCUAUGUCCAGGUCAACACAUGCCCUGAUGAGCAGGGCCUUCGUUGCUGCCAUGGCCCUAUCGUCAACCGUCAUUGCACAAGAAGCAGGCUGGAUGGAAAACCAGAUCAACUCCACGAUGUGCACAUGGGAAGCAUUGCGAGCCAUCCAAGUGAGGGACACUCUUUACUUAGACGGAGGCCAUCUUGCCUGGGCCCCAGGACUUGCCGAUGGGUCGUACGGACCUUAUAUGGUGGACGACAAUCCAUUGGGGUACAUGUACAGCCUCAACUUCGGCAAAUCCUUCAAUACUUCGGCCAAUAUAAGUUCCAUUCUGGGGACUAUAUCUAAGGGCGGUGCCAGCUUUGCGCCGAAUUACGUGGAGGGUGGGCUACUAGGCAACGAUAACGAAUUCUAUUUCUAUGGUGGCAUGACGCGGCGCAGAGACAGUGUUGCGGCGCCUCGCGCAGACGACAUCCUCAGUUACAAGGCAUCAGGAUCAGGAGCCAGCUUCCGGCGCGGGGUUGAAAUCGCACGCUUGCCGCAAGACAAAGAUAUAACCCGCUACGUGGCCUACGGCGGCGCUGUUAGUGCCCCAUCGGAAAACAAGGCAUUUUACUUUGGAGGCUUGCGGUCUCCAUCACAUGGCGAGAUCUUUCAACCGCAGAGCCAGGACACGAUCCGCAUCACUCCCGUCAACGCCUCGAAUACAUUGAUCAGUGUGGACCUCAGUCAAGAUGCCGACAAACGGUGGAAUAACAUUACACUGCCCAACUUCAUCAAAGGUCGGGCCAACCCAGAGCUGGUAUGGGUCCCUUACGGCAAGCAGGGCCUUCUUAUUGCUAUUGGAGGUGUGACAUUUCCAGAAUACGCUACUACUACCCGUCGAUCAUCUAAUCCAGCUCAGGCGGAUGCCGAUGGUCGGGAUUUCAUGAAUAUCAUCGACGUUUACGACAUCGCCAACGACAAAUGGUAUCAACAGCCGGCCAACGGACAGCCGCCGGGAACCAUGGCCCGAGGCUGUACUGUGGUGGCCCCCGCACAAGACAUGUCUAGCGUCAGCAUAUACUGGUAUGGAGGAUAUAACGGACUCGACCCGCUCAAGGAGUUUAGUGACGACGUCUAUCUCCUCUCGCUCCCUUCAUUCCAUUGGAUGAAGGUAUAUUCUGGAAAGCCCAGUCACGCUCGCGCAGGCCACAAAUGCGUGAUGCCUUACCCGGACCAGAUGAUGGUAAUUGGUGGGUUUACCCCAUUAACAGGCGCCAGGUCCUCCUGUGUGGAAGGAAGUGUGAUCCAGGUCUUUAACUUGACCUCACUGAAAUGGCUGGACGCAUACGAUCCCGCAAAGUACAGCAAGUACGGCGUCCCCUUAAUGAUAAACGCCAUGAUUGGUGGCGAUGAGCACGGCGGCGCUACAUUGAAGUCACCCGACCCUACGGGAUGGAAGACUGCAGAGCUCGGCAGCGUCUUCGCAGAGAGUUAUCCAACAUCAAAAAUCGCCACGUAUUACCCAUACGCAUCUGCCCCCAGUGAGAGCUCAACACGAAAUGAUGGCGGUGGCAAUAGCGGCGGCCCUCCCAGCUUUACGUGGCCCCUUGUUGGCUCCCUCGUCGGCAUCGUUGUCAUUGCCAUCAUCGCCCUUGCGAUUGUAUGCUUCAGGCGCCGCCGUCGCCAAGCUCAAGGCGAUGGUCAGGUCACUGAGGAGAGAGAUGAGAAUGGCAACAAGAUUAUUUCCUGGAUGCGUGGCCACCCUAGCGAAGGCAAGACACCGACUGUGACGGCAACAGAGGAUACAUAUUUCACUCCUGACAUGGAAACUGGCACCCCGAUUACCCCUGGAAUCGUUCAGACGGUGCCUCCCGUAGCACCUGUUUAUAAGCCAGCCCCGCCGCCGGCAGAGAUGAUGGAUACGCAGGUGGCUGAGCUGAUGGAUACUUCUCCUCGCAUCGAGCUGCAAGACACAGGCCUCACGCCCGUAGAAAUCAUCAACAAACACUCCCACCUGCACCAGAACCAUGGAGGCUCCAUCCACAGCUCGAAUAUGUACUCUUCGAUAGGCCAGACCGACCAUGUAUCAGGCAUAUCAAGAGUGUCGGGGCCGAGCGAAGCUGGUUUCCGCAAUGACGACGCUGUCCAAGGUAUCCGUCCCGAUUCGCCAGCCCUUGGCUCAGUAGGCGCAUACGGUGGUGCCGGGGCACGAGUCGAAAUGGGCAUCACUCAAAACUACCAGCCCGAUCGCCAGCAAAGCCCGACUCCUCGCAACGAGUCGGGUGUCUCGGGAAUCAGCGACCGUGACCGUCGACACCUGCGACACUUGUCCGAUGAGACGGUAUCUUCAGUCCACAGCGGCGCAGGGAUAGGCUCUCCUGGGCGCGGUCCCCUUUCACAAUACAUGAACGCCGACGGAUCAAGCAGCCACACCGCCGACAUAUCCUCGGCCCAGGCAAACAAUAUCAUCAGCCCGGCGAGCAGUGGGCCCACCGCGCUAGGCGGCAACCACCCUCUUGUAGGCACGCCGCCUCUGGUGUCGCCCCCCACGGCUGACGACGAGCCCCAGGAUUAUCUGAGCGUUCAACCACAGCAGCAAACUCGAGCCAUCAAUGCGCAGUAUGGGAGCCCCUUGAGGAGAAGUAUUUUCCGUGAAAGCGAGGAUGAUCUGGGCGGACGUAUGUAA
This is a messenger RNA of Pyricularia pennisetigena, 2802 nucleotides long. RefSeq lists its product as uncharacterized. The record is from RefSeq and is a predicted model, not a curated record. Gene Ontology annotation, molecular function: protein binding. Lineage: Eukaryota; Fungi; Ascomycota; Sordariomycetes; Magnaporthales; Pyriculariaceae. The coding region runs from base 1 to 2802 and encodes 933 amino acids. The transcript is spliced from 6 exons.